GAAUGUCGUUGCACCUCAAGAACCUCAAGAACACCUCUGCUCACCCCAAGCUCACUCACAAGCACUAUGCUGUCUCCCAUUUUCCGUCUCAUUCCUUACCUUCUUCCUUCGCCCGCCACCCGGGGCUCGGCGGGCAAGAAAGCCUGCCGCGGCCACCAGAGUUUCCGGCUCGGGGACCAACAUUCCUUUGCGCGGAAGCAAAAGCUCCUGUCCACCCGCACUCGGUCUUCGGGCGUGUCCGCUGCGCGCUCGAGCGCGUCAUCCCUCGACAGCCAUGCCACCCAGGAGGUGGCCGCGCCAACUUCAGCCGUUGCUCCUACUGCCGCUCCUGCCGCUCCUACCCCCUCCCCUGCGCCCGCGCCCGCGCCCGUCGUCCCAACCCCGCUGACACCGGCCCAAUCUGCUCAAGCUGAGCGUGCCCGACAUGUCUUCCUGCUGUCGGAGCUCGGGCGGCUGCAGAUGAUGCAGUUCAAGGAGCGCGCCUUCCAUCCGGUCCCUCUCGCCAUGAGCUCCUUCGCCUUGAAGCCCCAAUCUUCAAGGCGGAGCAAGCCGAGCCCUUUCUUCCACAAACCCUCGUCGCUUCCGCGCAAGUGGUCAAUAGCUGCGC
This is a messenger RNA of Mycena citricolor, 607 nucleotides long. The record is from the annotation of a GenBank genome assembly. NCBI's taxonomy places the organism in Eukaryota, Fungi, Basidiomycota, Agaricomycetes, Agaricales, Mycenaceae.